AUGAAGGUCGUAGAACAAGAAUGCAUUACGGUGAUGGAAGGCGAAUGGACGCCCGACGAGGUGAUCCGGGAUAUCGUUGAAGGAGGCACGCAGGAGGAUCCCUUCUACGUGAUGGACCUGGGCGAGGUGGUCGCUAGGUACCGUCGCUGGAAGGAGCUCAUGCCUCGUGUCGAACCUUUCUACGCCGUGAAAUGCAACGACGAUAAACUUCUGGUGUCAACUCUGGCCGCGUUGGGCGCCGGUUUCGACUGCGCCUCGAAGGCCGAGAUAGAACUUGUCACCUCCAUUGGAGUCGAGCCCGAGCGCAUAAUAUUCGCGAACCCGGCAAAGAUGGCGUCUCAUAUCCGGUACGCGUCUGCUAUGGGAGUGGACGUCAUGACGUUUGACUCUGAGACCGAACUCAUGAAAGUCAAGCAAUACAUGCCGCACGCCCAGCUGGUGAUCCGUAUCCGUUGCGAUGCGGAGAACGCGCAGUGUCCGCUGGGCAUCAAGUUUGGGUGCGACGCCGUCACCGAAGCGCCGCGACUACUCAAGCUGGCCGCAGUGCUCGGCCUUGAGGUGAUCGGCGUGUCGUUCCACGUGGGCAGCGGCGCGGGCGAGACGGGCGUGUACGCGCGCGCGCUGGGGCUGUGCCGCGCGCUCUUUACCGUCGCGCGCAACCUGGGCCACGCGCGCAUGCGCCUCGUCGACGUGGGCGGCGGCUUCCCCGGCGGCUCGCACACCGACAUCUUCGAGGUGUCGCAGGUGAUCAACGCGUCGCUGGAGGAGCUGUUCCCGGAGCGCGGCGUGCGCGUGAUCGCGGAGCCGGGCCGCUACUUCGCCGCGGCCGCCUACACGCUCGCCGCCUGCGUACACGCCAAGCGGGAGAUAACAUCGAAGGACGUAGAUGGCGAAGCGGAAGCCCACACUAUGUACUUCAUCAACGACGGUGUGUAUGGCUCCUUCAACUGCGUGCUCUACGACCAUCAGAAGGUCGCCGCCGAACCGCUCAACCCAACAUCGGAGGAGCUGCUGCCAUGCUCGGUGUGGGGCCCGACUUGCGACGGGCUGGACUGCGUGCUGCCCUCCACCCGCCUGCCCCCCCUCCGUCUGGGCGACUGGCUGGUGUUCCGGGACAUGGGCGCGUACACGCUGCCCGUGGCCUCGUCCUUCAACGGCUUCCCUGUUCCGCGCGUUAGGACGCUCGUCGACGACAAGACCUGGGCUGUUCUGAAAGAGCUCGGGCCGCUGAGCUCGGCGCACGUGUCCCCGGGUCGUGUGUCGCCCGCCUCGCCCGUGGACGAGCGCCCCUCUCCCUCGCACUCCCCGCCGCUGGUGGGCGGCGCGCCCCUCGCCGUGUUCGUGGAGUGCGCGCUCAAGUGA
Messenger RNA from Arctia plantaginis, 1362 nucleotides. NCBI's taxonomy places the organism in Eukaryota, Metazoa, Arthropoda, Insecta, Lepidoptera, Erebidae. The record is from the annotation of a GenBank genome assembly.